AUGGAAAUGGGUGAGCUGACGUUUGAAGAAGUUUUAGAAACAAAUCGUGUAGAAAUUGUCCAACGUCUCCAGCUAGAUCGGACAUUUCUGUUUGAUUACCUGAGAAGCAAAAAUGUUUUCGACUUCGGAGACUGCGAUCUAGUCCAAGCAGAAAAGACUCGAGAGCAGAAGGCCGCCAAGUUCCUCGACGUUCUUACAACAAAAGGAGAAGAAGGCUAUUACCAUUUCGUCGACGCUCUUCAACUGUUGAACCCGUCCUUGUACGAAAAGAUCACAGGAGAGAAAGCAACUGCACGUAAGUUUUGAUACUGGACUAUCAUGAGUAAUUGCGCGAUCGACGCGACAUUUGCAACGAUAUUAAUAAAUGUAUAACUUAGAUCACUGGGAGAGCAUGGGAUUUCAAAACCCGUCAAGACAUAAACUUCCAUUUUCAAGAAAAAUCGUGGCUUAGGUUUCGAACUUUCAGUCACGUAUAAACUCGCUUUCGGGAAGUAUGGUUUUCAACAAGCUUGAAGAGAGUAUCAGAUUUAUCGUGCGCUAUGUUUACUACUGAACGUCACUAACUAAGGUGACGAGGGAAUCUUUCAGUUCUUUUUGCUAAUUCCUAGGAAUCGUCAACAUCAUCGCCUUUCAACGCAAAAUAUGUUACAUUUUGGCAUAAUACAAUAAAGUAAUAUGAUUUUUGAAGCCAAUGUAGCCAUUUGUGAGACUGCCAGAAAGCAUUCGAUAAAACGCGAUCGUCAUUCAUUGCAACGUACGUGAAGCGUGAAUUCCUCUACAUGUCACGCGAUCUACCAAAAAAUGACAAGAUACUAAUAUUUUUGCUGUGACUCGACCAUUUAAAGAGCAUUUUGCCAUUUAAUGUGUGUUUGGGUAGAUUACUUGUUUGUUUUAGCGUGUCUGCUGCCAUUAUAUCCAGGCCAAAAUUUGUUAAACGAUUACUGCUGAAUAUUUCAUGAACUGCGUAAUGUUCUUUAAAUAAACCCCGAAAUUUCAGCACAGUGCUAAUCUGAUAAGACAUAUAGCAUGUGGUAGUAGUAGUUGUUAGUUCUACAUCAACGUUUAUUAAUCAGCAGAAGCUAUGUACCGUAAUCACGCUAAUAUUACAUCAGGAAGUAAAAAAUGAUGCAAAAUUUUAAGAAAAAUACAAUAAGAAAUAUUAAAAAUGCAAAAGAAUAACAGGUAUAAAUUGACAAUAAAUAACAAUACUGAAGGUGGGUCACCUCCUCCUAAGCUCCUUGUAGGUAAUCACUUUAAAAUAUCUAAAGAUUUGGCAGACACAAUAUCAGAGGGGAGGCUAUUCCAUUCUCUCUUUGUUCUAGGAAAAUAAUAGCCUGUUUCAGGCUCUCAGCUAGGAAAACAAGAGUAUUUGAAUAUAUCAUUACUUGUAUGUUCAACAAAUUAUUUAAAAUCAUGGGUUCCACAAGACGGAGUUUCUGUUGCUGGUAUUAAGUAUUUAGUGUUGUUAACAUGAAUGAUAUCACUUAAAAUUUUAUAAAUUGUUAAAUUUGUCCAGUUUUUUGCCAGAAAUGUGAUUUAAAUACCUGCGGAUUAAAUAGUUAGGUCUCCCAAAUCAUCAAUUUAGAAUUAAUGCACAUUAUCUUGCCUUUCCUGCACCAUAAUGUAUUGUUUUAAAAUCAACACUUCAAAAUCUUUUUCCCUUAGGGAUACCCCAGGGAUAUGACACCUUUGCCUAUAGGAUUCCAGGAGAGGAGGGGGGGAAUGGCAGGGGGGAUUUGACUCCAUCAUGCAUAAGGGGUGGGGUCCUUGGACCCCAGCUUCAAGUCCACGAGAUGUGUCUUGGUGCUUGAACAAGGCAUGGUAAAUUAUGGUGGGGGCCAGCAUGGCAUCUUUGGAUGAUUUACAAAGGAAAGAUUUGCACCCUCAUGGUAGAAGGUUGUCUAUUGAAACCAACCGCUUCAAUUGCAUUAGAAAGCUACAUGUUUAAAAGAGCAAUCACUUUUAUAUUUGCCCAGCAGGGUGGGUGGGGGCAUUUGAUCACCAAAACUGGACCUUUGAUGGGGUAUUUGAAUGUCAUUUUGGCCUGGGGAGGGGGAAAUUUGAACUUUAAUUUUCUGAAAAAUUCAAAUGCCCUAGUGGUUGCCCAUGUCAUGGAUUUAAUUAAUUUAUAACACAACAAUGAAGCAUUAAGUCUUGCUCAUCAUAUAAAUCUGUAAAUUCUCAUUGCAUAUUUUUUCUCUAAACAACUUGUUUUCAGUAGUUACAUUUGAACACAGCUUCUAGGGAUCUAUAGAAAUCUUUCAGAAAAUACCUUUUUUUUUUCUUGAUUUCCACCUAAAUUUAGCAAGAUUUUUCCAAAUUAAUUCAAACUUCAAAUUCUACUGACAAUAUCUCAGAUCAUUACAAAUAUUUUAGAUAUGGUCCUUCAAAGGAAACAUUUGAAACCUAAUUUGUUUAUAAUUGACAUGAUCUAUGACUAGAAAAGAACAUAUUCAUUAAAAAGUGUAACUAAUUUAAGUGUUAAACAAAAAUACUUUGAGGUAUAUUGUGUGUACAUGUGUCUGUGAGUAAAAAAUAGAUCGCCUUAAUUUAAUCUUACUAUAUUGAGCUAUUUGAUGCUAAUAAAAAACACAGCAAAGUUAAAGACAGUAUGUCACUAUUUAAAGUGCGUAAAAGAUAACACUCCCUGCAUAGUUAGGAAGAAGGCUAAUAUUCAAACUUUAUUUAUGUCCCAAAUUCUGGAAAUACCUUAAGCACACUGGAGUACUAAUAGCCCAUUUUUACAUGUUAGUGACUUCCAGCUCAUUGGAUAUGAUUUUUGUGAACUUAACUUUAUCUUUACUCUAACUGAACAAAUUUCCAUUCUCCAAAUUAAAAUGUCAUAAAUUAAUCAAUAUUAGCUCCUAAAGAAAGGUUAAGGCAAUUCAUUCAUUUGUAUAAUUGUUUUUAUUAGAAGUCUACAAAUUUUACUUACUUUCGACACUUUCACUUGGACGUCUGUUGUUCCUGUUCCUUUAAAAAGAUCAGGUUUCAAUGCAGAGCUUUCACUUUCAAUAUAAUUUAUAACCUAAGGAUUAGAGGAUUUUAGUUUGUAAUUUUACUGGCAAACAAAGGCGCUCACUGGCUUUUGAAAAUGAAAUCAAAAUUCUUGAUAUUUUCAGGACAUGCCCACAGGUAGCUAGUACCACUAAUCUAAGAAGGCCAAGCCUCAACAGAUCAAAUUUACAGAUGCAUAGUAUUAAGUAAAAUAAUAGAGAUGAUUAUUUAAAUAAUAUUAUCUUGUCAGGAGACAGUUUGUAUUUGAUUUAGACCCACUGGGAGUCUCAAGUUUUGAAAAUGUAGGUCUCAAAAUCUUGUAAAACUCUGAAGUACCCAUUGAAGUUUUCAAUAGUUAUUUCUUUUUUAAGCAACUUCUCUAACCAUGCAACACACAUCUGUCAAGUUUAUAUCCCAGCAAAUCACAGCAAGCAUGUUUCCAAAACAGCCCAGUUAAAUUAAAAGAAACUUGCAAAGAAAAGUAAAAGACUGCUCACAGUCUAAUCCAUUUGAAGAUUUUAGUUAGUUCUUUAACUCUGUAGGCUCUGUAGGAACUUUUGUUUGGUAACUUCUCAAUUCUUAAAGUUUCAUUUUAGCGCUCAAUAUCUCUCAUUAAAAGCUAGGUUUCAGAUUUGUUAGAAGAAGAAAAGACUCAGAAUCCAAUUUUAAGAUCUCUCAAAGCCUUGGUUACCAUUCUAUACCCCAAGCCUUUCAGUUCCUUCCCUUAUCCUUACAGUUCCAGUUCCAGUAUACUCCUCCUCCCGUUAUUUGUAACUCCCAGUGGUUCGACCCGGAGAACGAGUUUAAUUAAGCCAUACACAUUUUGAGGAGUGGACUGAAAGUACAUGUAGCUAAUUACAUAGCACAUAUUGGCUAAGUGACUAUUAACAAUAAUUAUUAAAAUACUAUUAUAAUCAUUUAUACUAUUACAAUAUCCAACAAAGGAGUAGCUAUAGUUAGAUGGGAAUUUCUGAUCACAGGAGGGGGGGGGAACUCUGAGCAGGGGCAGGAGGAAUCUUAAGUUGUAAUAAUCCCCAAAAAACAUAACAUAUAUAGUUCUAGCUCAAGAUUAAGGUAAUUUUUGUGGGUGAAUCACUUUUGGUUCUUAACAAUUCUUUCUAAAAUUGCUCUUUCAGGGCCAAGUCCACUUGUGAUGGGUACUGGAGAGAACUUCUUUUUCGGUAAGACAGUGACAUCAUUCACGUUAUUCAUUUUUUCAUGGUAAAUCAAACGUGUCUUAGUUUAUAUAGUUCAAGCAUAUAACAUGAACGUGUUCAGGGCUGUCAAGAUUAUAAGUUGCCAGGUAAAUACAAGUAGGUGGGGACUGAAACAUUUAAGGAUUUCUUUUGGAAUUAUUUCUUCUAUUUUCCUUGGAAAGUAUAUUAUGUAGUCAACGUAUACAUAGUAGCUGGGGUAAAUACCCAGUCCCCAUCCCUUAAUGAAAACCCUGACUUGUUAGUAAGUAGCUUCAUAACUGUUCAGUGUUAACUCAAGUCAAACCUCCACUGACAGAAACCUCAGUCUGUCAGUAAACACCUCCUGUAUGUGGAUCUACACUUAGUCAUUACAGUAAAUAUAUGUGACACAAUACUUAAGGCCAUACUACCUCUGAUGAAAAGUUAUCAGCUGGUAAGCAGAUAACUUCAAAAGAUAGGUGAGUUAGGUAGUGCACCUGAGCCUACGAUAUGGUCUAUACCUGCCAAGUGUCACGCCUAAGGCGUGAUUGUCACGCCUGUGGAUCGAAAACUUGGAUCUUACGCCUACUCACGCCUGUGUUACAAUUUGUCACGACUGGUGGAAAAGUUUGAGCCAUUACAGCAUUAACUGACACAUUUUGAAAAAUAUAUUAGUUAUUUAAAGAAACCAGAAGCAAAGAGAGAAAAGAAAAGUCUAUGUGGAUGAUCGACUUUCUGCGAAUUCUCUUUUUUUAGUAGGGAAGUCAAUGUUCCUUUGUGUUCCCGUGUUCGUGUUAGACGGAACUCUUCGUAACGUCUUCGGAACUCUUCGGAACGUCUUCGGACAUUUUCAGAUUUUAUCAGACCCUUCGAAAAAUCUUGGGACUCUUAAGAUAAAAAAUGUCACGCCUAUAAAUGUAAAAAAAUUGGCAGGUAUAUAUGGUCAUUUGAUUCAAGUCAGCAGAUGUUCCAUUUUGACAGCUGCAAUUGACUUAUAUCCGAAUUGCAUAUUUCAUUGUUUUAACAACAAUAGCAUUGCAUUCUCAUUUCAGUAUCACCAUUCAGUUACUAUGAGGGCUCUAGCUACAAGCAUCCUGAAGCUUUAGCUUGUUUAAGUAAUUUUCUAAAGACUAUGCAUAAAUAUCUUUAAUCUUCCUCCAACAUGGCCCAAAUUGUAAGCAAGUUAUUUAUUUCAGUCACAAGUUAGGUAGUCUAUUUAUAAAAUGAAGAGAUACCUGAAAAAUAUGUUAACUCCUAGAUUCUCCUUGGCUGCGAAAUUUCUGAUAUCUGCUAGUAAAACAAAGGGAUAAUUGGGGUUACUUGUUAUUCAAUUUGCUCUGCCAGCAAAAUAAUGAGUCAAUAUUUUUUCUGUGGAAAAAUGUCCACUUUCGAUUCUUCACUGAAGGGUGAGACUAGCUGACGAGCUAAUGAAUGAAAAAAAAAAACGUUUCCAAGCUAAACAACUGAUGUUUUCUUACCGGAACGAGCCGGAUAGUUGUAUCGAUCCAUCAUGUAACGUCUCCAGGAUGCUUCGACAAGUAUUUUUUUCAUAAGAAAUGAGUUCAUACAAUUUCAGCGAAGAUACUCCCUGAAACAGCAGUUUCUUGGAAGUUCAUCUCGUACCCAGAGUUCUCAGGGGUCGCCACUAGCCGCUGACCAAAAGGAAUGAGAUAGUUGCUAUGGGUACAAGUUUCCCUCAAGUGAAUGUCCAUGUUGCGAAUCUAUAUAAAGAAAAAUGUAUCUGAUACAUACCAGUUAAUCGGUCAUAGGUUAAAAUUAUACUGAAAAUAACACUCUUUUGGCAAUAACUGACUUUAUCUGGUCAAGUGGGCAAUAGCCGACGAGAGUAAAGCACAUAGUGUUCCUAUUGGUUAUUACUUUACUCACCCUUUUAUCAUGCUGUUAAAUGAAAAAUGAUUGGAUGUCAACGAAAACUACUUCGCACGCAAGAUAUAACACGUCAAUUUACACGCUUCUAUAACUUGUUUUUACAAAAGAAGAAUUACUAUUCGUGUUGAGACGGAAAACGACUGAUUCAGUACCCUGUGAGAGGAGGCUACAUUUUCGGUGUGUGAGCUAGUGCACGACAGCUCAUACUGAUUCAGCAAAAGAAUUUCAGAACGACAACUGUAUUGGCAAGGCAGGCAUUGCGCGAACAGGGUUGCAUAGUACAAGAUUAUUGUAUUAAAAAAGUUUUCUUACCAGAAUACUAUAUAGCUGAUAUAGAUCCAAAGGAAAUUUCUCUCCCUUCUGUUUUAUGACUUUGUUGCUACUGAAUUAAGUUAAGCAGAUAGUUUUAAAAAGCGAAAAAUAUAGUUUGACAGCCAAAAUUUACAACAUUGUCAUUUUUUCCCUUUCAACUUUGUUUUAGUAGGGAAUGAGCGCGUGCAAUUUCUGAUAAUUGCUUCCGCUUUCGAUGUUCAAUAGGGUCAAAAACCUUUCGGACAAUAGAUUUCCUGUUUAAGUGAUACAAAGUAUCAAACGAAUUGUUCAACUUUAUUGGACUGAAGUUUAUGGUCAGUCUAAUAUCGUUAGUCGGUAAACUAAAAGAGACAUCCAGGCCGGUUAAAGUGUUUUCUUUAGAACUAAACAGUCCAUGCAUUUUUGCACGUUUAUAACCGAGGUAGGUUGUCAAUAAGCUUAGCUGUCAUCAUCAACUUCACAUUUAUAGGCAUGACAAUUAAAAGUAUCAAGAAUGUUUUUCCCUUUUCAACGUACUGUUUGACAAUUUUUUCAUCAACGCUACAGUUUCAUUGCUUUCAGGUGAGCCGUUUUUUAACUAACCGUAAUAACGCGAGGCAACCGCCGUAGUUUGUUGCGCAUGCUCUGCAGAAGCGUCUCUAAACCUGCACUCAGUUCUUCUCAGCUUUGUUCAUUACUAUCUCAUAACAUGUUUUAUAAUCUUUUCGGUCUUUUCUCUUUCCUUUUUUAAGUGAUACAAGUAAAGUUUCCAAGAUUGCCGAAAUUAAUGCAAGGAGAUUGUUUAAAAUGAAGCUAGAGAUUGAAACAAAAUGUACUUGGGAAAAAAUCCCAGGCCACUUUAACCAACUUGAUACAUUUUAGGUUCAUUGCUAGAGUAACAACGAUGGAGGUUUCUGAAUGAACCUAAAACGUUGAGCUAAAACUAGAUUUGCGGUUCGCCAAGCGAUUAAUCUAUUUUAAAAUUUGACAUUAUUUUGUAGUUUGUGCGUGAUCUUGACCGUCUUGAGGCGGAGGGCGAUAUUUGGGAGUCGCAUGUGUUUUCAGCUCGUCGUGCGAACCCCUUAAACUCUAAUAUCAAAAAUUAAGGUCUUAUACCUCCCCCCCCAUACAUUUCCGAUAGAAGUAUCAAUUUAAUUCAUCUUGCGAGAUCAUAUCCUUAAUUUUCAUUACCAUUCUGUUCUAUGAACCAUUGACAUUACACAAGGAGAAAUUUGCUGCUUAUCACUCUUAUGGCUUAGAGGGUCAAAAAACAUAAAAAUGAAAGCUAGGUAUUAGAGUGCUUAAACUUUUGCGGGAAAAAUAGGGUAAAUUGUUACAAAUCGUAAACAGGAUGUUGUGAGAAGGCGGAAGAUAUUUCAGUGUCAUUCAUCUUGGUAUUUUGAAAGCUUUUGGAUUCCUUAACGCUAGUCACAAACCAUUAGUUUCUUGCUGCUUCUGUGAUUAAUUGUUUUAUUCAAAGUUGAAUUACCUUCACACCCCAGCAUAUGUUCAUUGGAAACUUUUGGGGGCUUUUUGGGCCAUAUUGACUUACUUACACCCUUAUCAUAUUUUGGGAAAAGGUCAGUGGGUUUCUCCCAGCCGUGUUCGAAUACGUACAUCCGGUUGACGGGCCAUAGCUUGUUCCUGUUUCAGUGAAUAGAAGAAAAGUGAUUAUUUUGACUGCGACACUGAACACACUGAUUUCUUAUUGAUCAAAAGGUUUCUUUUUUGCUGUUUGGCAGGACCGAAUGGAUAUAUUCCUGAUUUGGACAUUAUGAGCAAUCACUUAAAACGCACUAUGGCGGACCUUCAAGAUAUGACCAUUCGUUACGAAGAGGUGUUAAAACAAAAGGAGCAGAUGGAGAAGAAAUUAAGCAGAACAUCUUGCGAUCUACUGGAGAAAAAUAGGCUGAUUGAUGAAUUAGAGAGGCGUUAUUUUGACACCGAGGCUAUGCUCAUGGAGUCUCACUCCAGCGCUAAGAAAGUUGUGGAAGGCGCGGCACAACAUUGCCAACUCCAGGAUCGAGAAAUGCUGGAGAGGACGCACUUUAUAAUCGCUCUUCAAAUGAAGCUUCUGACCACUAAAGAGGAAGUUGACACUCUGAGGGAAAAGCUGGAAGAGAGCAACAAAGAAAGAGAAGACCUUCGGAAUCGAUUUGCGCAGAUUUCCAAGAACUACGACAAUCAGAGGCGGGAAUCCAUUAAGCUGACGGAGAAACUGGAAAUUCAAAAAGACAACAUCCAACGCGCUGAAGAAAUUAAGGUGAAAUAUCGCCAGCUUCAGUUCACCAAUCAAAAACUUCAAGAGGAAAAAGAAGAAGCUCUGAAGGAACUUGAAGACCUGAAGCACUGGACGGAGGCACUGAAGGCUCGUUAUGAUAUCGUGGAAGAGGAUAGAAAGCAGACGCAGGAAACUCAUGAGAGUACAGUUGCCGACUUUUCUGAGCUCCGAGACAAAGCGGACGAACUGGAACUCAGGCUAACCAUAUCCGUUCGCGAAAAAGAGGAGCUGAGAAAGCGCUGCAAAGACUAUGAACAGACAGCUAACACUUAUCGAGAGCAGCGAGACUUGUUCGAGAAAACCUGGAAAGAAACUUCAUUGGAAAGGGAGCAAUUUAGGAAGGAGAGAGACGACUUAACGACACGAUUUGCAGAAGUAAUUCAGAGCCGAGAUGAAGCCAUCGACCGACAGAUGGAAUAUACUAGACAGUUUGAACAGAAGUUGAAGAAAACCACUGAAGAGCUGGAUGAAGUGAAGGAACGCCUUUACCAAACUGAAAUUGAGAUGGAAGAGUCCAGGAAAGUCAAGCUUCAAAGAAACCCAUCGGAUCUUGUUGACCAUCCCUAUAAUACUGCAAAGGUAAGUGAAGCAUCUGUUUUUAUUACUUAAUCAUUGACUGAGCACUGUUGAAUAGUGUUUCCAUCAUUGCCUCUGUGCAUCUUCAAAUGAAGUGUUGAUUGGUUUUCUCGUGUCCAUAUUUUUGUCAAAACCUUGCCAUAAUGUUUGGUAGGCCAAAUGUUUCGAACAGGUUACCUAUUUCAAUCCUUGCCGUCUAGCUAGAGAGCCGAACGCCAUUGUUUAACAUUUCAUGAUCACCACCCAGGAAGGUCUCUCCUAAUUGGUUGCAGGAAACAAUGACAUGUCAUUUUUUCCAAUUAUUUUAGUAUUGUUUGGGGUCAGGGAAACGAGCCAUUGGUGACUUGUCUUCCAAGCAACUGCUACAUGACCCGAGUCAAUAAUGAAGCCAAAAGGUGCUUCAAACUUUUGAGUCUGCGGUUACCGUUAAUGUUCAGGUUUUUUUAGCAUUUUACAAAAUGAAAUUUGGAAAUUUUUGCGUCUCUUAAGUUUCACUUUCAAGGAGAUGCUAACAGACAUUGGUACGGAUCGACAACAUUCACUGAAUUUUAUACGGGUUCUUAACUCUACAGUCACGUGAAAACAUUGAAAAUUUCCGUGUUGAAAGAGUGACAGGUUUGGGUACACACCUCGCUUUGACCCGGCCGCUGUCGGCAACCGGAUCGAUCGACAGAUGUCUUUUUAUUGACUUUCCUUAAUCGGAAUCGUCAUUAGAACAAAUCUUAUCAACCACUAGCAAAAACAAACCUUAUGUCAGAAUGCCUGAUUUCUUCGAUUCGUAUGGGAAUGUUUUUAGUAUUGGUGCAGGAUUUUCCUGUUCAACGAACUAAGACAUGCAUAUAAUUAGACAGAAUCAAGAAUUUCCUUAAUGGGCGAGUAUUUCUUAACUUUAAAUUUCUUCAUUUUACAUGUCUGUUAGUGAUGUGUUGGCUUGACCGUUGGAAUUUUCUCUUUGGUCUUUUUUUUUGUGGGAGAAAAAGGGACCUGCUUGGAUCCUGGCUCAGUUAACAGUCCCUGUUUUAUAUUUUUGACAGAAACAUGGCAAAAAUCUACACUUAGACUCCGAGAAAGCGCUGGAAGCAAAACUAGAUGGGAGCGUGGAAGAUGACGAUGGAGACAGUAUACACAGCAGUGAGGAGUCCUUUGAUUGGAGGACACGGCGAACAACCACUGAUAUUAUAGACAGCGUCAAAAAACGUGUCGCUACCAGCAACUCUCAGGCGAGUAGAGGGGGUGGAGAUUCUGUUGAGGAGGCUUCAUCCCCACCUGCUCAGAAUGAAAAAGGUUUGUCAUUGGAUGAACAGCUGGAUUCGAUGAUUCCAGAGAGGAGGAGUCUUUCGCCGGCAGCCCAAAAGUCCUUCAGUCUUAAUCGUAACAGGAGUCUAUUUAAAAGCUGUCCGACUUAUAAUACGCUGGAGUGUAUGUUUGGUGCUUCUGUGUGCAACACAACUCCUUUUUACACGGACAGCAGCAGUUCUCUUUAUGCCUCCUUUCGCUCCACUCAAAGUGAUAAAACUGGGCAGCAGCGAAGACAGUCUGAUCAUUCAGCAAAAUCCCUCAGCGUGGAAUCUGGAGUGCAGGAGCUUAUGGUCAACAACGUUUCUAAAGCCAAUGGAAAGCCAAAGUCUCCCAAAAGGGGUCGAAAAAAGCAAGAUAAAAGUCCAUCACGACCUCGUUACUUCAAAAGUGUCUCUUCUCCUUCGAAGAUCAUAGACUUUGUGCAGCGAAAAAAGUCAUCGGGGAGCUCGGUAAGUUCUUAUGAAGAAAAUUCAGUUCGUUCAUCAGCAGUGCAGUCAGACAGAUGCCGCGAGGAGACCAGUUCUUCAAGUGACGAAAGCGGCUUAGCGAGACGCCAUCCAAGCUUUAAAGAGGCCUCGAACAACCCGUCAUACAAUAAGAUUUCAAAAAGUCAAUGUACAUCAAUUACUUUGUCUCUCGAUGGAGUGCAAAAUGGAGGCGAAAGAGUGCUAACACCGGACGAAGAGGAAGUAGCUAAUGCGCUAAUGUCGCCAACUCUCAAUAGGCCUUUCCGAGAAAGAUCCAGUGCUUUGAGCGCAGAUGAACGACCUCGUAGCUCCUCAGCACCAAACUGCCAGCAUUUUGAUUUCCAGCAGACCGACACGAAAACAUCUACUUCUGAUUAACUGGAUAAAAUCCCAAACAGUAGAACUGUCUUGUGAGGGUGUAUGUAUGGUGGGGGAGGACUGGGGGACAGGAACCCAAGAGAAUAGGGGCUAGAGGUGUACAGGAGGGGGGAGAGAAAAAAGUGGGAAGGGGAGUCCUCAAAGGGUGGUAGAAGGGAGAAAAGGAGGGAAAUUACGCCACAAUACUUAAUUUUUCGCUAUCGAAAAAGGCCUUAAAGGAAAAACCCAGGAAAAAAUGGGCGGGAGCUUUGCAUAAUCCCCCGUCCCCGCCCCCAUAUAUAACAUUCUUUAGGUAUGGGUCUCUCGAUUCUAGGGCAUAUAAUUUUCCAAGUCAUUGAAAGGGCGUUUGGAGGAGUGGUAAUUUGAAUUUGGCCAAUUGUAACAAAAGUUACACCCUCACUCUACAGGUCGUUUAGCGUUACCUGCUAGUCUCUUCGUCAUCAUUCAUAAUUCAUUAUCUUUUAGCAUUCGUUCUUAUACACAACAAAACUUCCAGUAGUUACACUAAACGAAAGGUGCAAAUAUCACAACUUGGCCACGAUACAGUUAUUUUAAAAAAGAAAAUGACGAAACCUUGAGAGAAAGUGUUUAUACACUCACAUAAAUAUACAGUAACAUUAGACCCGUUAAUUAACAGAUUUUUCCUGUAAGUCGAAUUCUGUACAAACUAAUUAAAGAGUGGGGUUUUCGAAAUCGUACCUCAAAAAGAUCCUUGACUUGCCUUUAACUUCCAAGUCAAACUGACUUAAGAUGACAUUUGACUGACCAGUCAUAUCCGAGAAAAAGCUUGCAGUAAUAUUUGACCAAGUUUGGAUAUUUUGUGAAGGGUUCCACCCGCUGGACUUAUCAUCCAGGCCCUGGUUGUUCAAACAUUGGAUAGCGCUAUCCACCGGAUAAAAAUCUUGGUUUGGUUUCCCUAAUACUUAUCCGCUGGAUAGUGAUUUAUCCGGUGGANACUUGGCCACGAUACAGUUAUUUUAAAAAAGAAAAUGACGAAACCUUGAGAGAAAGUGUUUAUACACUCACAUAAAUAUACAGUAACAUUAGACCCGUUAAUUAACAGAUUUUUCCUGUAAGUCGAAUUCUCUACAAACUAAUUAAAGAGUGGGGUUUUCGAAAUCGUACCUCAAAAAGAUCCUUGACUUGCCUUUAACUUCCAAGUCAAACUGACUUAAGAUGACAUUUGACUAACCAGUCAUAUCCGAGAAAAAGCUUGCAGUAAUAUUUGACCAAGUUUGGAUAUUUUGUGAAGGGUUCCACCCGCUGGACUUAUCAUCCAGGCCCUGGUUGUUCAAACAUUGGAUAGCGCUAUCCACCGGAUAAAAAUCUUGGUUUGGUUUCCCUAAUACUUAUCCGCUGGAUAGUGAUUUAUCCGGUGGAUAAUGCUAUCCAACCGGGGCUAGGAAUCUAUCACUUAGCUACAAUAUAAUCUAGAACGUGUUUAAAUCGACACAUACUAAGUUAUAGUGUAUUAGUGACACAAAAUCAGAAAAAUGGGCGCAUAGUGAAUAUAAGAUUUGCGUGUACUAUUAUUAGUAACUACGCCGAAAGGAACUUAUUAGAAAUCAUGGACAUGGUCAGGGUUAGGUGUCCUUGGUCAUGGUUAGCUAUCGCAAAGCAAUGAACGCCAAAAUGAGUGAUUUUUAGAGUUUAUUUCUUUUAUCCUUUUUCGGAAUGCGGUCGUCGAACACGCCCUUAGCAUUUUUUUUUUCAGUAAUACUGCUAACUAUACACUGUACACGGUCAUUUGAACGUUUGCCUCAGUGGCCCUGAUAUUAGAUAUUAGAAGUUAAGGAGUUAGUAUAUUUAUUAUAUCCAUUUUGAAAUCACUGGUGAUCCCAGCGACCUGAUUGGCUCUCAGCAGUGUGAUUUAUUCACGAAUCACACUAUUUUUUUUGCAUUAAAUCACAUUGGUUGUAACUCGCGUCAUUCAUGUCCUAACUCGCGCCAUUUCUGCUCUAAAUCGCACCAUUUUCGCUCUAUAUCGCAUCAUUUCUGUUUCAAGGACACAAUGAGAUGUAAAAGCCUUUUUGUCUCCGCUUUUCGACAAUCGUGCUGAUGGAUCAAUAAAAGAUUGGUACUGUCUGAAUUCUGCGAUUUCAAAAUGGCUGUAAUAAAGUGGUAAUUGAACUUCGUGUAGUGAAAUUUUGGUCUGAGAUCAUACUUGUGAUUUCAAAUCGAACUUUGAAAUCACGCGUAUGAUUUCAGACCAAACUGCAUUCCACUCAGCUCAAUCACCAUUAUAUAUUUACCUCUAGCUUCCAUAAUCAUUUAAACGAACUUACUAAAUGUCUUUCAGAACUAAAAUAAUGAGAAUAAAGACUAAGCUAAUAAGUUGCUUUGAAUAAAAUGUAGCAAUUUUUUUUAUAAAUAAUUGGUGGGCGGGGAGGGGGGCGCGGGGCUCAGGGCCAGGGCCCCACCUUAAUUUGGUUCCCACUUGGGGCCUGGGAAUGGGCACAAAAAAAAAGAAGUCAAACCGGGUACGCAGGGCUAAGAAAGCUUCGGAAGGAAAAAAGAAUGAGGGACCGAAUAAGUCCAUAUGUAGAACAACCCAUUCUAGGUGAAACGCCCUGGAGACUAGCUUGUUUGCAAACGCUUAAAUUUCAUCCGGGCCACAAGAAAAUUAAGGAGUUUUAAUGUCUAUCCAUUUCAUUUGUAGACAGCAUCCCCUUCCUUCUGCCUCAUUGUGACCGUGUUUUACCUUAAAAUUUGGAUUUGUUUGGGCAAUUAACGUCAUAAAACUCUAAGAGUUCAGCCAAAAAAGGAUGACGGCUCUUAAAUUUUUUUGACAACUAGAAGUACUUGUGGAUAUUACAACAGGAGAGAUGAGUAUUGCCCAGUUUUUACGCGCAAGGUAUCUAUCCAUUUUAUUAAGGAGAUAAAAUUUUUCAAGAUUCACGAGUGCUAAAAGAGCCGAAAUUAAUUGUUUUCUGACUUCAGUCUCUUUGAAGGCAAUGAAAGCGGAGAAGACUCGGCAAAUGUCACCUUCACCACAGAGUAAAACUCCAGAAUUAAGGCCAUGUCAGUCAAGUUGGAUUAGAGUUUCAAUACUUGAGAGAGUUCUAAAAUGAUCUAGUUGCUGACGACUAUUAUUAUACAUAUAUUUUUGAAGCAAACGUCUUCAGAGCGCGCGAUGUAAUCAUUAAAUUUAAGUUUGAGAAUGUUGUUUUUGAAAUCACUGGCGAUCAUCAACCUCGUCCCCGUGGCGCGGCUUUUCCCUAACCUCCAAAGCCAGGAAAAAGCCCCCUGGGAACGAGAUUGUGGUGAUUAUGUCAAUCUGAUUGGCUCUCAGGAAUGUGAUUUAUUCACGAAACACAUUUUAGCCCCAAAUCACAAAUGUUCUAAAUAGGAUCAUCAGUUCAGUUUUGUUUACGAAAUGAGAUGUAAAAGCGUUUCCUAUUCCACAUUUAACAAACCAGCAACUGGAUCAAUAAAAUAUUGGAAUAUUGGUGUUGACUGAAUUUGGCGAUUUCAAAAUAGCUGUAAUAAAAUGGUAAUUGAACUUCGCGUGUCGUGUUUCGUGUCUGCGCUGCGCCCGAUUUUAAAAUCAUGUUUAUUAUUUCAGACCAAACUGCACUCCACUCAGUUGAAAUACAAUUAUAAAACAAUUAGUUCAUGCUUCAGCUAAGCGUAGACUGCGUACGUUGACUGUGAAGCACCUUGGAUAGUUUGGAGAGCCCUCCUCUUUUGUGCUCUCAGAACGUCUCUCUUAAAUAUCUCAUUUGUUAGAGGAAGUCUUAGCUUCCUGGUGUAAGUCGACUGCCCAAGGGGGGGAGGGGGCUUUACUAUAAAAUUUUAAUGCGGGGAGGCUCCUUCCCGAUGUCCAAUCCCUUUUAUAUACCGUAUUUGACAGAAAAGGCACCCCUUCUGAAAACCUUCUAUUGACAAUGAUACCCCUUUUACAUACUUUAAUUUAGAACUUUACAACACUUUUAACUGCUGUAAGUGCACCGUCUUACAAAUAUGAGUAAAUCACAAAACCGGAACGUUUUCGUGACUUUUCACAGCCAAAAAAGCAUCUGUUAGCCCUCUUUGUUAUUUUUACGUCCAAAAUGACAGAUUUCUCUACCUUUUAUAUACUUCAACUCGUGAAAUCUCUACCCUUUCAGAUACCUGAGGCCUGAAAAAGAUUCCCCUUUCGGGCGGAGCCUUCCCCUAUAGGCCGAAAUAGGAAGUACCCCUGGCGUCGACUCCCGAUGAAUAAAACCCUCACUAACUCUAACCUCACGCCAACCAAAAUCAAUUAUCCAUGGAUUUCCCUCAUAUAUUUAAUGUAGUUUUGCACUAGAUAACUCGAGCACUCGAAAACUGAAAUCUUUCGCUUUUGUUUUCCUUCAGACCAUUUUUAUAUAAUUUUUACCAUCGACUACUCGAACCUUCUUUUAAGCGUGCAGUGUGACAAGUCGAAAAAAAAAAUUAAUGAAUAUAAUCGUGUACUACAAUCCAAAACAAUGAAUUUAUUUUAAAGCCACCGUGAAUUCUUUGUUUUUUCUUUUUUGUCAGUCCAGUUCAAAUACGGAGUCUAGCCAUGUAUAUUAAUCAAGCAUUGCUUGAUUCCUGUUUUCUUAACUGAAUAUCAAUAUAUCUUUUGUUGCCCUUCAAGUGAAGUGUUCAUGAUACUAGCACUCCUUCCCCACCACAUUUGCUUAUUUCCGCCUGUUUACUUGCUUCGAACUCUCUGUAACUCGAACUUUUUUAUUACGUUUCCCCAGAAUGGGUUCGAGUUCAUCGAGAGUCGUCUGCAUAACAGUCCUCGUACCAUUCCAAAUUUUAUAACCGCUCCGUACGAAAAUGACCUAACUUCCGUAAUUUCGAUACCUCAUUCAUUGAGUUAAGACCUUCUUUUCACAAUGAAUUUAUCAUCGUUCAAAAAUACAAUGAUUGGGCAAUCUCAAGGAACGAAAGUUCCAUUGCAGACGAUAAACAGGAGAACCAGGGUCAGUACAAUAUCCGUUCAGCGAUCUAAGAUGGUUUCAGUUUCUUAGUCGCUGAUUAUAGUCCAUUAAGCACACCAGUUUAAUUAUUUUUCACUUUUUCAGAGAGACAAACGCGUUUGUAAAGAUUUCGUCAUGAGUCUGGACGAACUUGACGAGAGCUUCACUGAUAUUUUGACGAAACAUCGUUUGCUUAUUGUUCAAAACCUUCAGGUGGAUCGUACGUUUUUAUUUGAUUACCUAAUAAGCAAGAAAACAUUCGAUAAAACGGACUAUGAGCUGAUUCAAGCUGAGAAAACCAGCGAGUCCAAGGCAGGAAGAUUUCUGGAUAUCUUGGCGAUGAAAGGAGAGAGUGCUUUCUGUCAUUUUCUUGACGUGUUACAAGUGGUAAAUCCGAACUUAUAUGAAAUGAUGACAGGAGAAAGUGCGACGAAGAGUAAGUUCUGUUACUUUGUGAUUGCUCUUAAAAUACUGAACUAUGUCCGGCCAAAACCCGGAAUUUUACUUUUUUAACAUCUAUGUGAUUGCUAAUACUGUUGAAUAUAAAACGUAGAACGUAUUCGUUUGCGAUGCGGUUAUCGUGUUGAGUUUUUUUAGUUAUAUUUCCAAAAUAAUAGUUAUGAAUCAGUCUAGAUCCUAUAUCAAAUAUCGGUUUUGCCUUCAGUGUGGGGGUUUUAACUUGUUAAUGUUUCAAUCUCCUCUGUCUAUGCGGCCGAUGGACUAUUACAUUCAUGCACCAAUAGCAAUUGGGCGGAGAAUUUGGAGUCCUUACCUAUCUCUCGGUCUCCUAUUGUAACGGUUGUAAGUAAUUCCGAACGAAAUUGCACGAAGCAUGCAAAUUUUAGCGUCAAAUACUGGUGCCGCAUGUCUAACAAGAAGCUUUUACUCAUUGAAAAGCAUAAUGGUGCUUCAUGGACUGAUUAGGAAAGACACGAACUAACUGUUAACAUUUUUCUCAGGAAUUUAGCGCUUUCUGAGCGAAACAAGCACGAUACGUACUCAUACCAUUUCGGGCACAAUUCGAAUUUUGCGAAAAUUCAUUUAAACUGACAGAGAGUUCGCUUGUUACGAUUCUAACCACUAUCACCGCCUAUUCUAAGUACUACUGCUGCUACACUCGAACCCCUCAUUUGCGACCACCUCUUUAAGCGACUUAAAGAGGUAAGGACCACCUCUCUUCAGAAUACCAAAUAUUUCCCCACCACAAGCCCUAUGGUAGUUGGAAAACUUUGUAUGCGACUUCCACCACGUUUUGGAUCGCAUAGCUUAUUUUUCCAUGUCUUUGACCUCUCGUAAGCGAUGAGUUAACACAAGGCCAGAUCCUAAAGUUUGCUGUAUGUACAACGCUUAUCACGGUAUAAACUGAAGAGACGUCUAGCCAAGUUCGCUCCCAGGUUCCAGGAGAUGCGUAGUAGAGGACCCUGGGAACGAUAUUGAGGGGACUUCUACUGACAACAAGGCACUGCUUUAUUAAUGAAAGCAAUGACUUCUGUCAAAUAGUAGACAUGUAAGUUCGUUCCUAGAUGAAACCAGAAACACAUAUAGCCACCGAAAGCUACUGAACGUAUCGUGUGAUCUGCCAUAUGCCAAAAGCAUUUACAGAAGCGUCAUACUGAUUUACAAUAUGACGCGACUUUGUUCAUUUCCUUCGAAAGUAUUCUUUAAAAAUUGUACACGAUUUUUUCAGUAGGUCGGUAAAGACUAGACGGCAAGACAGUCCGUUUUUUGCAUAGGUCAUGAUUUUACCAGCGCGCGCGAGCGAUCAAAUAAGAGUCCUCGAGUGAGGGUGAAAACGGAGUGAGACUGGGGAGAGUAGUACUAAAAACCUUUUUCUCUAGCCCCAGUGACAUGUCCCUCGCGCCGCUAAAAAAAUAAAUAAAUAAAUAAAAUAACCCCGUUAUUUUGAAGUCUAGGUAAAGUCAAUAUAGGUGUUAUUUAGGUGUAUCUUAGUAGUUAACUCAUUUUAUGUUCCUCAGGAGUCAACCCCAUAUUUUCGGAGAUAAAAAGUCAAAUCACUUUUGGUGAGUCACAAAUUACUCUUUUUUAGUUGACCUUAAACUAUAGAGACAGCGUAAUUAAGGAGGCGUCUUCUUAGUAACCUUGUUCGAUAGAACUGAAACAGUUAAUUUAUAGAUCUACUAUUAUUUAAAGCUGUUUUAAAUGAUAACAGAUUAAUUAAUUAGCCGUUUCAGUCCUAUUACACUUUGGAGCACGCCCUUCGAAUUCCAAACUCAUCGAAACUCAGAUACUAUAGCAUUAGUAACGCGAUCCGACGUCUCGAUGAUACUACAAUCAUUAUGACCAAUGAUCAUAUUAACAACUUAAGGCGGAUGAGAUCAGUAUGCACUUUCAUUCAUUGAGGGAGGACAGGGGCGUCCAAACCUCUCGCCUCUUUUUUCCUGGCUUCCUCUCUUUAGCUCUUUUAAAGUUCGAAAUAUUAAGCACUGUUACAUAAUUGUACCCCUAUUCCCCCCUUUUUCCACUCUUUUAGAACUCCCACCUUCCACCCAUCCCUCUGCCGCCUCCUGAACCCAUCCCGCCCUCUAUUUUCCCGGUCUCCCGAACCCCCAUGCUCCUCCAUUUUACACCCAAACCACAAAGAAACAGUCACGGAUAACAUUAACACUUACUUCUCACUUAGGGCAAAAUGAUGACUUAGGGGAGGGGUAGGUGGGCAGUUUCCCCGAAACCUAAAUUGAUCCACAGUCACUUUUCCUUUAUACUAGGUAAGGAGUCGGCUCCUGAUGAGGUGGUAUCAUCGACAUGUUGCACAGUCGCUUUAAUAUUCCUACCGUAAAUUACGUAUUUUCUACUUAGGUCAUUAGAGUAUUAGGUAACCUAUAUCGAUAGAUAUCGUACACAUUAAGAUAGACAAAGAUAAACUCACUUCGUUUAACAUCUAGUGGGCUUCUUUUGUCCCUGUGAAAACUGAAUUCCAGUUAAGCAGUCAAGAUCAAGUUAAUCCUAGAAACAUCUUCUAAACAGCGUUUGCCCAAGCUUUUUCCCGUAUUAUUUGCCGUAACAAAGUUCCUCGUGCUGUUGUUAGCAUUGUUGUUGUUACCAAUUUUCCUUAAGGUGGAGGUUCGAGCUUUCUCGAUGUGGAAAUCUUGAGUAACUUUGUCAAAAGACAGUCCGAAGAAUUACAAGACCUUGCCUUCAGGCUCGAUCAAGUACUAAAAGAAAACAACGAACUAAGGCGCAGGUUAGACGAUAGCCUGUCAGAGCAGGGAAGAAAGCAAAAGAAAAUCGAGGCACUCGAAAAACAAGUCUCCGACACGCAAGAAGCCUUGGCAAGCGAGGCCCGGUCCAGUGCUAGCAAAGACGGCGAGAAUUUGUUGCAGAGAUUUGAAGUGAUUCAACGCGAAGGUCGAACAAACCAGUUUAUUAUACAGCUUCAGAUGAGGCUGCUUACAGCGCACGAAGAAAAUGAAACACUUAGAAAGCAGCUGGAAGAUGCCAGAGCUUCAAACACGUUUAAGAAAAGAGAAACAACUAAGCUGUCACAGCAAUUGAAGUCUCAAUCAGCAGAAUUGAAGAGCUACGAGGGACUGAAGCAAAAACUGAGGGAAGUGCAAUUUGAAAAUGGCAAGUUACGGUGCGAGCUGCAAGAGAAAGAGGAUGAAGUUCUGGAAUUAACCAAAGUGAAGCAUUGGACUGAAGCUCUGACAGCGCGAUACGAUCUUAUUGUGGCGGAGAAAGAAAAAGCCCUGAAAAAUCAAGAAGUCAUUGAGAGCAAGUGUACUUCCCAACAAGAUGACAUCUCCGAUUUAAUGAUGAAGUUAAACCUCAAGGAAAAGGACAUAGAAGAACUGCAACGCUCAAAUAAAGAAGCAGAAGAUAAUUCAAGAAUUUACAGGGAAGCGCGGGACUUUUAUUGUAAGGCUAUAACGGAAACCGCGUUGGAACUUGAAGAGGUGCGAAAGGAAAAAGAAGAUGCCGCCCACCGAUACAACAAAAUGCUAGAAUCCAAGGAAUCCAGCAUUUGCCAACAGGCGGAAUAUUUGCGACAGUUCGAAAAGAAGUACGAGGAAACCAAAGAAGAACUUAGAGCUGUCAAAUUGAGUUUGGCCCAGGAAAGGAAAGACAACGAAGAAUUAAGAAAGCGAAUUUCAAAUUUGGAGCUAGAGUUGAAGCAAAAGGUAAAUACAUACAAAAUGAGUCUAUGACUUUAAAAGACUAAUACUAAAAAGAAUGCCCCCAUGGUUAUGGUACAGAUAGUACGAUAAAGGGAUGAAAUUUUACCUCUUUAUGAAUUCCCUCUGAUACUUAUGUCUAUUGUGACGUGUUCAAAGAGAAGCUUAAUAACGUGACAGCUCAAACAAGACCUUCAAGCUAAGGAAUCCUAUUAUUACAAAGUAUUGUAAUUGGCGCCAAAUUUUUUCGAAGUAACAAUUCCCUCUUGGCCAGAUAAAUCAGUAUUUAAUAAAAACUUAGAGUACCCACGAUCUAAAGAUGAAUAUUUACUUACGUGGAGUUACAAAGGAAAGAUACCUUGCUUAAUACGAAUUGACUUUAAAAGUUAAAACGGCAAUCUAAGGCUUUUACUAGAAUUUUAUAACCUAGGUUUUGAGGUUUUGAACAACGUAAAUUACUUCCACUGGAACAGUACUUAAUUGACUUGAAAAUGCAAAAUUACUUUCUUUUCGCUGGUGUUUCCUAGUAAUCCAUACAUGCUUUGCGAAGCUUCGAGUUGUUAUCAUUUUAAUUACGAGUUGCUAAGGCAACAACCGCCUGUUCCAGAAAACAUCCUUGAACAGAUCAGGUCACUAAUUAGAUAAAUAGUUUGAAGCAGGGUUUGAAGGUUCUGUUGAUAACGUGCUUUAAAGGCCUUUUUACCAUGGAAUCAUUUCAUUACCGCUUCCAUAACCUCGUCUCCAAGCUUUUUCUCUUAGAAAAUGGGCGGGAGGGCGUGAAAAGCCCUGGGGCCAAGGUUGCGGCUUCUAGAAGUCACUUGGUCUUCAGUUUUUCUUUUAAAAUAAGCAUAAUUGACUCCAACAAAGUUUAAAGAGUAGCAACCCUAAUUUUUGCAAGCAAAAUAGAAAACUGAAGGAAUCUGGUAGCAGUUGAAAUCAAGUGGCCCAUCGUGAAAAUAACCUAUUUCAAAUCAUAACAAGUGUGCGUUUUGUAGGAACCAAUUUCCCAACCUUAUUUGGAAGACAAAGAUGACGAGGACGAGAGUCCAACCCAAGACUCUUGCGAUGGGAGUGAAAAAGGAGAAACUGAUCAUGAUGUUGGGUCGUUCAUCGACUGGAAGAACAUUAAAGAGCGACCAAAUAAAGAUAUUGUAGGCAGCAUAAUACGGCGCAUAGAGGAACCUUACCAGCAAACGAAAGUGACCCAAGAGAAAGCUAUCUCGAAAAGUAUUAGCCUUGAUGAGCGCUUGGCCUCAAUUCUUCCCGAAUUUGACAGCCUGCCCCCUGACACAAAAAAGGGCUUGAGUAUUGAUCGCAACAGAAUGAAACAGAGCCUGUCGUACGAGUUGCUAGCCACAAUGGUUCCUCGAGUGACAGCCGUUGGAGCAUCAUCAUUCCCAGAGGCUCUCAGCGCUGCGAUCAGUAGAUCACAUGACAGUAACUACGAAAUAGGACUGUCACGAAAUCAUUUUCCUGGCAGGCGGAUCGGAUUUCGCAAAAUGUCGGAUCCUGUAGGUGUUGAGUAUUUUUCACUACAGCUUCAAAAUCCAAAUGUGCCAGAGAGAGACCAAGAGAAGAAGGAAGCCGAAGGUACUUUAAAAUAUAAAGAGAAGUCGUUACGUCACGUUGCUAUGUUACCAAGGUAGAAAAAUUUCCGGAUUCAUAGUCCUGCAAAUAUGACAGAAAAAAAAUGCCAUGUAUGACUCUUUUGUGCAUGAUUGCACUCAGGAACAUGGCCCAUAGUUUUCCGGAAAUUGAGAUCCAGAAAUUUUGCUACUAUGGGAAUAUGACGUCUCACUUCUCCUCUCUUUUACAAACCAUACGGUGAAAUAAAAAGGGACGUAAACUGGGUUAAAAAUGUUACAAUAUCCAAUCUUCUGCUUUGCAAAACUGAGAAUACGUUUUUCGCCAAGGUUUGUGAAUCCCGAUGGCGGGAUGGCGCGUACUGAGUAAUAUUGACCGUAAAAGAGCCAAUCAGAGUGCUUCAUUCCGUCUUGAGAAUAGCUGGCCAUAUCAUAAUUAUAUCAAUCAUAUUUCGCGUUUAUCAUUUUUCUUCUACAUUUUGCAUCAGCUUUAUUUUAUUUUCAUUUUACUUUUCUUUGUUUUCUUUAUCAAAUGGACUUUUUUGAGUCGAAGGGACACUUAGCCUGGAUGCUAGAGGUCUUCUCGCUUUCGCCUUCUCGCGAGAGACUUAAAGAGCCAAGUGCUGAAUUGCUAGUCGCCCCUUCGCGGCUUUGCCGCAGAAUUCUGUCGUCCCUAAAAGAGAAAAAAAACCCUCUGGCACCCAAGGAAAGGGACACGGGGAUUUGAAGAAAAUUUAUGCUGAGAAGGGGGAUUGUAGGUCCUUCAACCCCCCCCCCCCCCCCCCCCCCCCCCCCCCCCCCCCCCCCCCCCCCCCCCCCCUCUCAACCACCCUUUUUUUUGGUGUCCUCCCAAACCCCACAAAGAUAAAAAAAUUUUUAUUUUUUUAUAACACAAAAAGAGAACGUGGGGGGUGGGGGCGAGCACUUUUAACAAAAAAAAAAAAAAGGGGGCGCAGGGAUCCCAUCCCGUCCCACCGGCACACGCCUACACCCUCUGGGGGUUUGCGCCGAAAAUUUGGCCUCCCCAAAAAAAAAAAAAACACCCCGGGCCCCCAAAAAAAGGGAGCCGGGGAUUUUUAUAAAAUUUUUGGUGGGAAGGGGGAUUUUUGGUCCCCUCCCCCCCCCCCCCCCCCGCCUCCCCCUUCCCCUAUCCCAGUCCCUCCCCUCCAGUUCAGUAACCUCUGAUCUAGGUGUCGUACUCCAAGACCCAGAAGUGAUAAUAUAUUUCGUAUGUUCUCAUACACAAAGGUGAUCUGGCGGGUGAUGAGAUCGAGACUUUUGAAGACAAGAAAGAGGAAGGGCAGCACGGAUUCCGCUCACGUACACAGGCAAUCCGCUUACGAACUGGCGAGAGACGUCGCCGCCGUACAGAGCCAGCGUUGUUUACUCAGGGAAACGAAUAUUUGCCUAGUCCCUAG
This is a messenger RNA of Porites evermanni, 23422 nucleotides long. The record is from the annotation of a GenBank genome assembly. NCBI's taxonomy places the organism in Eukaryota, Metazoa, Cnidaria, Anthozoa, Scleractinia, Poritidae.